Molecule: messenger RNA, 3108 nt
Organism: Suillus clintonianus
Lineage: Eukaryota; Fungi; Basidiomycota; Agaricomycetes; Boletales; Suillaceae
Product: WD40-repeat-containing domain protein
Exons: 21
Coding region: 1-3108 (1035 amino acids)
Biological process (GO): proteasome-mediated ubiquitin-dependent protein catabolic process
Cellular component (GO): GID complex
Molecular function (GO): protein binding
Source: RefSeq, a predicted model, not a curated record
AUGUUUCUAUUUUGCACACAAAACGUGGCCGAACCUGUGUACCUUCUCCCAGCUACCGGUCCCGCACCUGCAGCUAACCAGUUCAAAGACCACACAGGUGGUCUCCUCGGAGAGACAGUCAAUCAACCCCGCGUCGAUUCUCCGAGAUUAGAUACCAAACGGAGGCAGACGUUGUUCAAUCUCUUAAAUGCUUUAAACGAGCUCAGCCAGGCCGAAUCUCUUGGUGAAGACUUUGACCAGAAUCCAAGCUUUGAGGAUGACAGAGAUGUCCCGACUGUUGACGAGCAACUACAGGUUGCAGGAGCAGAGGCAUUUAACAAAUUUCAGAAGAGGAUCAAUAGUCUUGACAAAGAGCUCAGAAAUUUUGGCAAUGCUGCACGACAGCUUGGUAGUUCCGUCGGAAUUCUGUCCUCCGCGUUUCGGCUCCGCGAACGUCUUGCGCAAAUUCUCUUCCUUUUCCGGGACAACGCGGCUGAUCUUUUCCCUCGCAAGGUCUCCCGUCAGCAGCGUGAAUUUUUGGUUAAUCCCAAUCUGAUGGACAGAAAACGCAAAGCUCGACGGCGAAAGAGCAUGCCAGGGCGUAUUCCAGCAAACACAGAAGACAGCCUUGAUCUUGAGAGCCUCCCAGAACAGUUCGAGAGCUUCGCUACUGUUCUCAUGACCUUUUUGAAAUGCCUGAAUGAAUUUCCGGAGUUCACCGACGAGGCUGUUAACACUUCGAUAAAGUCAUUUGAGGGCGAUUUGAAGUACUGGGCAUGUUGUUUACAAGAUUACAGAGGACAAUUCAAAUAUCCUGCUGUGCAGCGCUAUGUCCAUGACCUUACGGCUGAAAUGGGGGAGCACAUCGACAGCAUUACCGGGACGUUAUCUAUGUUCAUCGAAGUCGGUGUUCCGACCAUUCGAUUCGCACAGAAGCACGGUGCAGCAAAUCUUUUAACUCUCUCCACUGUGGCCACGUUCUUCUCCGCCGUCACUGCGACUACGCUGCAAUUCUCGUAUUCUCAAACUGGAGAUAUGCUCUCCGACGGAGUUAAUGCGUUCUGGUUCUCCUCGCUUGUAUUCAGCAUCGCUGCUGCUGUUAAUAGUUUGCUUGGGCUUUCUUGGAAACAAGCGAUGUAUCGAUCACCUGGUGAUCGUGUACCGUGGUGGGUACUGAUAUGGAUUAAACGAUCACCUCUAGUAUUUUUGGUGAUGUCUGUGGCUUGUUUUUCGGCCGGACUUGUACUGUUCACGUAUUCUACGAACCAGGGCAAAGUUACCUCUACAAUCACAACAGUUUUUACUGCAUUCACCUCAUUUGGCCUAGCAGCGGUUUCAGCCUGGUUCGCCUCUGAGAGAUGGACAUUUGUGCAUCAUCGCGGGUCGAAGUGGCUUUCUGACGUCCUGAAAGACGCUCUGCGACACUUCAUGGCACUGCGUCUUGUCUCGACCGUCAGCAAAUGCUUUGGCUGGGGCUCUCGGUAUGUGCAAAAAGGUGUCGAGGUAGCAGGACACAGAUUUAGGCGGGUGUCGUCGAUGGGGACAAUUACACCAACCGCAUUAGAGCAAGGCGAAUAUGCUCACACUGUGUCACGCCCUCCCGAAACCCUUUCUCCGCUAUCGCCUGUCCGACAAUCCACGGACUCCCACUCGCAUUUGAGUGCCGAGGCAUCUUCACAUCCUACCUUGGAAUUGCCAACCACCACCUCCAGUGACAUGCCAAGCUCUCCGAUUACACCUCGAGAUCGUUUGACAAGUGCAAUUCGGUCCGUCAUGAUGCUCCAGUCUGCAACAUCUUCUCCCAGCAGCCCAUUUUCUUCUCCUGCGCGGAAACGAACGACCUCGUCGGUGUUCACAGAUGUAUCGAGAGGAAAGUCAGAGAUGGGUGCCACCCCGACAUUUAGAGGAUCUAAAGUCGCUUCUCUCAUACCGAAGCUCAAGAGCUUGGAGGCAACGCAAGAUUUACCUGCGCAUUCAGCACUCGUCAGGCAUUUACAGUUCUCACCUAAUGGGAAGUUUUUAGCGACUUCAAGCUGGGAUCGGACGUCUAUCAUAUUUCGCGUCGGGGAACCUUGUGUGCCCCAUCGCGUGCUUGCCCAUGCUUCUGGCUUUGUUGGUCAAGUUGCUUGGUCCCCGGCUGGUGUGCUUCUCCUUACGCGGCUCAAUCGAGCGAUCAAAAUUUGGACGGAGGAUGGAGUGUGUCGAAAGACCAUUGAACGUCAACAUCAUGUCCAGUCAAUUGCAUGGUUCCCUGGAGGGGAAGCAUUUCUAUCUGUUGAGGGUAGCGAAGUGGUCAAAUUGGAUCUUAAUGGCAAUGUCCUCGACACGUAUCACUUCAAUCGGGUGUUCAUUCAUGAUGUGGCCAUCACUCCCGAUCUACAGCGGUUGCUGGGUGUCGGGCCGAUCCUAUAUUCUCCCAAAGGAUUGCAUCCUAGCAAGUCCCGGGUAGAAAAGCAGCUUUUAGUUUAUAAUGUCGAGACGAAGGUUAUCGAAAACCAGACGCCGGUGCUCAACGAUGUUCGGGAUAUAACGCUUGCUAAGAAUGGACAAGUGGCUCUGGUAUCUUAUGAAAACAAGGCGUUUCCCCAGCUGUGGAAGUUAGAAAUGGUCAAGGAUCAGGCGCGACUGACUUUGCGUCAUACUUAUAUGCCCAAGGUGCCAGUUGACUUUGCGGGACCGAGCUAUUUCGGGGGCAAGGAUGAUCAGCUUGUGCUUUGUGCUGGCAAGGCUGGUGAUAUAUAUAUCUGGGACCGCGAUACAGCCGUGCUUCUUCAUCAUGUCCGUGCCCAAGCCCUAGGUGGAGACCUGACUUGUAUCGCAUGGAACCAUGCUUCGGACAACCCUUUCAUGUUUGCUACGGGAAGCCACGAUGGUGCGGUCCGAUUAUGGACAACGGCAAAUGACUAUCGCCCAUCCGAGUCUACUCGUCGUCUUUUUCCAGUGACUGCGCAAUCUACACCGCACUCUCUUACCCCUUGCUCACCUUCACCUGUCGAUACCGGUGUUCGGAUGAAUAGUGCAGGCAUGCAAUUGGGCGAAUAUACCUCAGAGCCAUUAACGCUCACACCUGUGGAAGACAGCGGCCAGCGAGACAGAUUUGUUACCUUUGCGCAUACCCGUGGACAAUAA